AUGAGUUACCGCUUUACGCGCAGUUCGGCUACGAGCCAAACGAACUUGUCGAUCCCUGACCACGUUCCGGUUGGGGCUGUCAUCGGCAAGAGAGGCAGCUACUGCAAGGCGCUGCGAGAGAACCAUGGCGUCCACUGCUCUGUGAACGGCGACGCCCGACAGGUGACGCUGAAGGGGCCACGGACAAGCAUCCAAGAGGCAGAAGACGAUCUCGCCAAGUUGUUCGCGAGCUUUGCCAUCGACAAGAAGCGCGUCUUCGAGGUCGUGGCGCGCGACGGACCCAGUCGCCGGUGGUCCUUUGAAAGGGAGAAGAACGUCUCGAGCGACUCGCAGGUUGAGGACUAUCCGUAUCGCCUCCAGCAUUCUGGACACGCAGUUGAGACUGCCAGCGUCAACACGUCGUGGAUCCAGGAGUUUCUUGAGGACGACGUGGCUUCAGUCAUGAGCUACCUCGCGGACAAGCCGACAGGGCCCCCGACCAAGGUUAAGCUCGCAUUUGGGAAGCUGUGCUUCAAGCUGAAGUCCAUUCGCUAUGCGAACUCGACCAUCACCUGGCCUGAGUUGCAGAAGCUGCGCAAUGGUGCUGACUUCUCGACUCGUUGGUCGAAUUACUGCGGACGGACGUCACCGUCGAUCGCAGCGCUAAUGGACGAUCUCGAGGAGCGGAUGGAGAAGGACGUGGAGCCGCGUAACUCCCUUUCGGUGCACCUGGCAGACAAAGAAGGCAACUCGUACGACCUGAAGUAUCACCUCGUCGAUGGCCAUUGGGAACUGAACAACGCUUACAGCGGGCGCCAUGUGCGCGGCACCUACGACGUGAUUCUGAGCCACGACGCCUCUCUCCGCCUGCGCGCCGUCACGCGAGAGGAGCUCUCCGAAAAUGCUGCUGCUGGCAUCCAGCGCCAUCUCGCCAUCUCCAUCCCGGACAACGAUGACUUCUUCGGGACUCAAGUGAGUGUGAGUAGCGGGCUGUACGUCAAGUCAUUCGAGACGAGGACGAAAAUGCACGUGGACGCAAACGGCCUUCGCUUCUCUAUCUGCUACCUGGACAAGCGUCAGAAGGAGUUUCGACUCGAGUGUCGCUUGUCGACAGCGGAGAAGCAGAAGCUGGCUGCGAACGACAACGAUGCGCAGAUUCUGUUGGAGAAGGCGCUGCAGGUGCUCUCGUAA
Messenger RNA from Phytophthora sojae, 1170 nucleotides. RefSeq lists its product as hypothetical. The transcript has a single exon. Gene Ontology annotation, molecular function: RNA binding. The coding region runs from base 1 to 1170 and encodes 389 amino acids. The record is from RefSeq and is a predicted model, not a curated record. Lineage: Eukaryota; Oomycota; Peronosporomycetes; Peronosporales; Peronosporaceae.